Penicillium riverlandense is the source of this 1698-nucleotide messenger RNA. RefSeq names its product MFS multidrug transporter. Bases 1 to 1698 code for a protein of 565 amino acids. Gene Ontology annotation, biological process: transmembrane transport. Gene Ontology annotation, molecular function: transmembrane transporter activity. NCBI's taxonomy places the organism in Eukaryota, Fungi, Ascomycota, Eurotiomycetes, Eurotiales, Aspergillaceae. The transcript has 7 exons. The record is from RefSeq and is a predicted model, not a curated record.
AUGUCUUUUCUUCUUCAGGUGCGCUUGACCUUGUACAUCGCCUUCGUGUUUACCCCGGGCCUAACAGACUCCCAAGAUCCCAAACCCGACGAGAAACCUGUGUCCCCAAUGGAACCCAAAAAGAGUUACCUGGAAGAUGAGGACUUUAAGCUAGUUGAACAGUCGAACCAUGAUGUACUUGUCGAGUUUCAAGAGGCUUCGGCCGCAGACCCGAACAAUUGGUGUUUUGGCAUGAAAGUGUACAUCAUCUUGACAUCGCUGCUCAUCGUGAUGAACAGCGGUAUAUCGGCAGCGUUACCUAGCAAUGCGAUCCCUUCCAUCAUGCAAUAUUUCCACCAGUCAGGCUCUGGACCCAAGGUCCUGCCGACGGCCGUGUUUCUGAUAGGAUACAUUGUUGGUCCUCUGCUUUUCAGCCCGAUGAGCGAGACUGUGGGCCGCAGACCAGUCCUUCUUUGGACAUUCACAGUCUUCGUCCUGGUAACACUUGGCUGUGCUCUUGCACCCAAUUGGCCAGCCCUCCUAGUCCUUCGCACCCUCUGUGGUCUUAUGGCCGCUGCACCACAGACUGUUGUUGGUGGCGUGUACGCGGAUCUGUUUUCAGAUCUUCGCACUCGCGGUCGCGCGAUGUGCUUCUAUAUGUCGGCCGCGAGCUUUGGCCCAAUUCUGGGUCCGAUUAUUUCUGGGUGUGCCGUUCAAUAUGGCUGGCGAUGGGUGUUUCGCAUUGACGUGAUCCUGAGCGGCAGCUGCUGGAUUGGACUGCUCUUUAUGCCCGAAACCUUCAGUCCAGUAAUCCUCAAAAAGAAGGCAGCCAAACUUCGAAAACAGACCGGUUCCAACUCCUACUUCUCUCGACAGGAACUAAAGAACGCGAGCUGGAGGGACACCAUGCUUCCGAUCCUAACCCGACCUAUCAUGAUGCUUAUCUCUGAGCCUAUCAUUCUUUCCACAGCAAUUUAUAUCUCGCUUGCAUACAGUCUGGUGUUUUUCUUCUUUCAGGCAUACCCUAUUAUCUACGAAGGAACGUACGGUUUUGACGUGCAGACUACGUCUUUCAUCUACAUCCCGAUUGGCAUUGGUGCUGCCUCUUCCGGUCUGGUGACAUUCUACUACGACACUAUCUAUGAGAAAGCCAAAAAGCGAGGAAAAGAAUGGACCUCCAGUCCUGAGCUUCACCGACUACCGUUAAGUUGCCUUGCUGGACCAGCCAUGGCAAUCGCACUUUUCUGGUUAGCCUGGUCAGCCAAGCCCAAUAUCCAUUGGGCGGUUCCCGUGCUGUCUGGAUUACUAUUCGGGUUUGGAUACCAGCUUGUCUUCAUUUCGCUCCUCACUCAUCUUGCGAAGUAUUUGUGGUGCAGUCUUUCCUCUUGCCGCGGAUCCUCUCUAUUCAUCUCUGAGUGUAUCAUGGGCUACUUCGAUAUUGGGGUUCAUCAGCUUGGCUUGCAUCCCGAUUCCUUUUAUUCUGCUCUAUGCUGGGCCAUGGAUUCGCGAGAGAAGUUCAUUUUGUCAGCAGCUGUUGGAGGAGGAAAGGCUCAGAAAGAGUGGACUGAGUACGCCAGCGGAAGCAUGAAUUCGGUGGCCCUUGUUGGGCAUUUCACGACCUUACGAACGGUUACAACCGGCUACGGUGCAUUUCGGGUUCAUUUGGUUACGAUCGCAUAUUCCAUAAAGAUUCCUCUGAUCUUGCGUGGAACAGGUUGA